Micropterus salmoides (largemouth bass) is the source of this 3938-nucleotide messenger RNA. Its product is annotated as ras-related protein Rap-1b. Gene Ontology annotation, biological process: cellular response to cAMP; Rap protein signal transduction; negative regulation of synaptic vesicle exocytosis. Bases 156 to 710 code for a protein of 184 amino acids. The record is from RefSeq and is a predicted model, not a curated record. NCBI's taxonomy places the organism in Eukaryota, Metazoa, Chordata, Actinopteri, Centrarchiformes, Centrarchidae. The transcript has 8 exons. Gene Ontology annotation, molecular function: GTP binding; GDP binding; GTPase activity. Gene Ontology annotation, cellular component: plasma membrane.
UUAACAGGAAGCGCUUACGUUCACCGCGUCUAGCUUGACGUCAGCGCGCAGCGGCAGCAGGAGGGAGCGGCUCUGAUAGAGCGACAUCCACAGAGAGUGGGAGAGAGAGAGAGAGAGCAGCGGAGCGGACGGGUGGAUGACUACAGACAGUCAGGAUGCGUGAAUACAAACUGGUUGUUUUAGGAUCAGGAGGAGUCGGCAAGUCAGCUCUGACUGUCCAGUUUGUUCAGGGGAUCUUUGUGGAGAAGUACGACCCGACGAUAGAGGAUUCCUACAGGAAGCAAGUCGAGGUUGAUGGACAGCAGUGCAUGUUGGAGAUCCUGGAUACAGCAGGAACAGAGCAGUUCACUGCGAUGAGAGACCUGUACAUGAAGAACGGCCAGGGUUUCGCUCUGGUUUACUCCAUCACGGCUCAGUCGACCUUCAACGACCUCCAGGACCUCCGAGAGCAGAUCCUCAGAGUGAAGGACACCGAGGACGUGCCCAUGAUUCUGGUUGGAAAUAAGUGCGACCUGGAGGUGGAGCGUGUGGUGGCCAAAGAGUCCGGCAUCGGCCUUGCCCGCCAGUGGAAUUCCUGCGCCUUCCUGGAGACUUCAGCCAAAAGCAAGAUCAACGUCAACGAGAUCUUCUAUGACCUUGUGCGACAGAUUAACAGGAAGAGUCCAGUUCCAGGGAAAACUCGCAAAAAGUCCACCUGUCAACUUCUCUAAUGACAGUUUUCUGCUCACCUGACCAACAACCAACCAACCCAUCACACCACAUCUUCCAGCUGGCCACGCCCCUUUAACAUGUCAUCGUCAACAUCAGCCGCCUCUGACCUCUGUUCCCGUAAUGACCACAUCUCCUGUCCCCUCACCACACUGUCCGACGAAGACGGUUGCCUUGGAAACAUUCAAACCAAACAUCAAAAAACUGUGGCGGCGAUGAUGACGAUAAUGAUUCUGCUGUUGCAGGAGUGGGAGCUGUCCAAACAACCGCCCAAAUUUAAACAACGGUUCCCAUCAUGCUCUCUGCUAGGCCAUUUUGCGCUGGGGAGUGGCUUCUUGCUUUUAAUUUUAAAUGUGUCUUUCCUUUUCUUUCUUUUUUUUUUUUCCUUUUACUUAUUUUCCAGUAGUCCUGAGCCAAUCACACGUGUUUUGACCACUUCACAGUUAGCAUAACAUGGCUGACUCUGUGUGUGUGUGGGGCUCUGGUAGAACCUGUGGAUCCAUACAGUGGCUAUUAUUACAGUGGUUAUUAUUAUGAUUCUGUGUGAAAAAAUAUAAAAGUCAAUUAUUGUUUUUGUUUUUUGGGGUCGGGGUGGGGGAUUAGGGGUGUGCGGCAGAUUGCGAAGUCGGCUCACCGUGCUGGUAGCUUUGAGCUAACGUCAGUUACCUGACAGUUACAAGAGUGAAUUGGCAAUAUUCUGCUAAUGCCAACCAUCAAAAUUUUUGGUUCGUUAGCUUUGCUAUGAUAUUUUUAAAGAUGUUAAUCUGUACUUAGCUUGUGUAGCUUUGGGCUACCUUGUUAGCGUAGCAACUAGUAAAUUACAUUAGAAAGAUUUGGUGGGGUGUUAGCAUUAUUAGUAUAUUCCUAAAAAACUGAUGGUAGCGUUUGGCCGUGGGCUAGCUCCUAGUUCCAGUAGCAGAUGAAAUGCAUUCAGAUUGUUAGGAGGGAAUGCUAACUAUCAAAAUAUUUGGUUUGUUAGCAUGUUUUUAAAGAUGUUAAUCUGUACUCAGCUUAUGUAGCUUUGGGCUACCUUGUUAGCCUAGCAGCUAGAAAAAUAAAUUAGAAAUAUUGUGAACAAAUUUAGCUGUUUGUGGGGUGUUAGCAUUAUUAGUGUAUCCCUAAAGAAACUGGUGGUAGCUGUUGGCCAAGGGCUAGCUCCUAGUUUUAGUAGCACAUGAAAUGCAUUGGCAUUGUUGGGAGGGAAUGCUAAUUAUGCUAACACACUGUAAUUGUUUAACAGCAUUUAGUUUCAAAACAUUAACAAUGAAACACUUGCAACAUUUUAACAAAUCAAACGGUGUACAAAAUGUAUUUCAAAGAGCUGUUAGUUGUGGGCUAGCAGCUUGUUGGCUAAUAGCCAAUGCAAUAUAUUUGGUAUGUUGUGAGAGAAUGCUAACAACAUCAAAUAAACAAUUAAAUGAUAGUAACCGUGUGCUAACUUGUUAGCUUAGGAGUGCGGUGAGCUGACUCUAGAUCUGCUGCUUAGGGCGGACAUGUUGCCUUUAGACAGCAGACUCACACUGGUCCAGUACCUUCUGUGUGUGUGUGUGUGUGUGUGUGUGUGUGUGUGUGUGUUUUUGUAUGUUUGUGAGUGUAGGUGAGCUGCAAAACAACAGUGAACCAGGCCAGUUUCUGUGAUGACCUUUAUGGCCCAGAAGGGGGAGAUGCGGGGUGGGGGGUGUUAUAUUUACUGAGCAGGGCAGCCGGCAGUUGUUGUUUCUGUAUUAUUAACCAUAUUAUUACCCAACUAUUAAUGUUUUUAACACAACACAUCUGAGAGGGAAGCACUGAAUUAUCGGUCAAACAUCCUGUUGGUCAACUCUCCCUUUAACUGAUGGGCUAUAGCAUUUAAAAGUUACUAGUACUUAUUUAUUAGUCACUAGUAUCUAUUCUAAUAUAAUAUCUAUUAGUUACUAGUGACUUGUAUCAAUUUUUUGCCAUUGAAAUCUAUGGGGCUCUGCAGUUCAGAUAUCACCUGUUCAUUUGUUACUAGAAACGAAUGAAUGGUGACUAGUAACCAUUUCCAUUUUACUAGUCACUAUUAUUUAGCUACUAGUACUCAUAUUUUAGUUACUAGUAACUAUUCCAUUCUAACUAGUAAGAAUUACAAUGUUAAUAAUGAAUAACUAGUAACAAAAACAAAUAUACUUUUAAAGAUGAAAAUGUUACUAGUAUCUUAUGGAAUAGUUACUAGUGACUAAUGAAUAAGCACUAGUAUCUAAAUAAUAAUACUAGUAAAAUUUAAUUUAGUUACUCGUAACUAUAGUUUAGUUACGAGUAACUUAAGAAGUUUGUUUUCUACUGUUUUACUACUUAGUAAUAAAGCAGUAAUAAUCACUAGUAACUAAUGGAAUAGUUACUAUUGACAAAUAAGUAAGUACUAGUAGCUUUUAAAUAGCGACAAGUAAGUUAAAGUAAUAAAUGUUAAAACGGCUUGCCAUUAACGGGCAUGUAUUAAACUAUCCGGGAAUGGAAGCCUAAACUUGACCAAAAAAUUUAAGGCUGGCCUUCCCUGUCCUUAGCGUGGGUGUAGUAUUUUAUGCUAACACUUUAAGUUAGUGAUGGUAGCUCAAAGCUACGUUAGCAAGGAGUACUGCUGACCCGUGAAUGGUAUUCUCAUCAGAUAAAGAAGAAAGUUGAACUAAAAUCUCAGUGUUUAUGUUUGAAAGUAGCACGGCUGAGGUAGAGGCCAAUCAGAGGAGGUUGGGCUUGAAGCGGAAGCCCCCGUCCCCUUGUGUGUUUUGGGGGGCGUGGCCUGUGAAGCAGUGUCUUCUGUUUGUAAUGUGAGAGUGGUCAUCUUAUAGAUACAGUAUGUUGGACCAGUGACCUCUGUGAGUACUGCUGUGCACAGUGUUGUACUUUGGGGAGUUCUGCGGUACAGUGUGUGGUACUGCUGUCAGUAUUCUGGUUCUCCUCCAGUACGUUCAGCCAUGUAGCAUGUUGAUGUUUCUGUCAGUACUCAGUCUAACCUCCAGGAGGUGCUGCGACAGUUUGCAUGCCGAGCAGAAGCUUCCAGGUGAAAGGUCUGUUUGCAGCCAUGGCAAGGGUGAUCCACAUGUACAGAAUUAAUCUGUUAGCAUGCUAACAAGGAAAGCCAGUACGUUACGCUCCAGGAGAUUCCUACUGGAAAGUUUUGUGUGAAAAGAGGACCUUUUUUUAGAAUUAAUUAGCAGCAGAGGUUUGGACUCGAGUGACAAAUAUGACGUAGGACUUGACAAAAUAAAAAAAAA